This is a messenger RNA of Capsaspora owczarzaki ATCC 30864, 1391 nucleotides long. RefSeq lists its product as hypothetical. Bases 36 to 1322 code for a protein of 428 amino acids. The transcript has 11 exons. Gene Ontology annotation, molecular function: ubiquitin protein ligase activity; chromatin binding; metal ion binding. The record is from RefSeq and is a predicted model, not a curated record. Gene Ontology annotation, cellular component: PcG protein complex; ubiquitin ligase complex. Lineage: Eukaryota; Filasterea; Ministeriida; Capsasporidae.
AAAACCAAAUCAAGCACCGAACACAAAACCAAACAAUGUCAACGCUCUCCUUGCAAGCACCCGACCUAAUUUCGUCAACAAUGCUGCUUGAGCAUUUUACAUGCCCCAUUUGCUGCAGUCUGCUGUCAAACACGACAAUCACAAUCCCGUGUGGUCACCGGUACUGCAAGUCAUGCAUCGACGAGUGCCUCAACCGCAAAUCCGUUUGCCCAUGCUGCAACACAAGGCUGAAUGGCGGCGUUGUGCUCCAGCGGGACCACCAGUACGACGCACUGUUAGAAAUGAUCCAGAAAGAGCGCAAGGCUGCCGAUGCAGCACAUUUGGUGCGCCUCGUAGAGACGUCCGCUCUCUGCAGCGUCCCGACCCGCGCAGCGCCAAUUCCUGCUCUUCUGAUGGCUUCCGACGAGCCCCUGAUUGUGAUUGAUGAUCCAACAACGCUUGCCAGCAACAGCCCCGUGCAUGACGACGCAGAUCUGGACAGCUCUGGCGCGGUGACUGAGCUUCAGCGCGUGUUUGCGAAGCAUCUCGCUCGAGCAGUGUCCGGCUAUGUAGCUCAAAUUCAGGAAUCACAAGCAAACAAGCAGGCGGAGUUGUCUCGAAUUUCUACAGAUUUGCGCCUUCGAGCUGGCAUGGACGAUGCCGAGCGCCUCAAGCAAGUAGCUGCGCGCUUUGACAAGGAGGUUGCCAAUACGAUCGCGAGCUGCGACAAACAUCUCGAGCGUGCGUUGUACGUACCCGUGUUAACAAAGACGGAAAAUGUGGCAUUCAACUGCUACCUUGUGCGCGGCGGUGUUCGCAUCUGCAUUCGCGACCUGGUCAUGUCUCCCCUGGACAAGGUUUCGCGGCUGAUUCAGCAAAUACAGCUGCGCUUCGAGGAGUUGGUCGGUGACAAGAUCAUGUCCGCCAGCGCCGAUGCAGGCUUGCUCGUUUGUGCCGUGGAUUCCAGUCGCAUCGUGUCGCCGUCCACUCUGGUCGUGAAGGCGGAAGCCGGUGAAACUGCCAUUCCUUGGUCGGGCGCCCAGGAUACGCUUCUGCGAGACUAUUCCUUGCGUCCAGUGAAUGCGCUCUUGUUCACUGGUGCACUGACGUGGGAAAGCGAGUGUCCGCGGUUGUGUGCCAAGGACAGCUUUGUAGAAGGCGCAAGCAACAUCACAAACUACUACUCAUGCGGCACGUGCAAAUUGAACUGGAUCUGCGAGCCAUGCCGCGAAGCGUGCCAUACUGGUCACUCGACUGUCAUGACGCUGCGUGCACACAAGCCCAAGUUUGCCUGUUGCUACUGUGAACGAGGCGGCAAAUGCUGCAAAACCGCAGCUCACUGAUCAUCCUCCCCAAAAACCGAUCUGAUUGUGCCACCAAAAAUUCGUUUGUCAAUAGAUUCUUUCUGGUAA